CUAAUCCGGAAGAAGGCUCACCUCAACCCAACUGUCUUAAUUUUCUUUUUUUUCACCCAACAUUUUACAACGGCUUGUACUUGGCCCAUUUUGCUGAAAGGGCACAGACCCAAAACUCAGUUGUUAAAAUUACCCAUUUGCCAAGGUGCUAUAUAUCUGAUUGUAAACAAUUGGAAACACCGAGUCCGCCCAAAACCCUAGCGUUCCAUCUGUUCCUCGACCCUUCCCUCAUCCGCGAUGGCUGCAGCAGUUCGUCCACUCGUCAGCGUACAAGUUCUUGAGGGCGAUAUGGCUACCGAUGAAGCCCAGACAGUUCCACUUCCUGAUGUUAUGAAGGCAUCGAUUCGACCCGAUAUCGUUACAUUCGUCCACUCCAACAUUUCCAAGAACAGUCGGCAACCCUAUGCUGUUAGCAAGCACGCCGGACACCAGACAUCCGCCGAAUCAUGGGGUACCGGUCGUGCAGUGUCCCGUAUCCCCCGUGUCCCGGGUGGUGGUACCCACCGCGCCGGUCAGGGGGCUUUUGGUAACAUGUGUCGCGGUGGACGCAUGUUCGCUCCUACGAAGAUUUGGCGUCGCUGGCACCGUAAGAUCAAUGUCAAUCAGAAGAGAUACGCUGUCGUUUCAGCUAUUGCUGCUUCCGCAAUUCCAUCCCUCGUUUUGGCCCGUGGGCACAGAAUUGAGUCUGUGCCCGAAAUGCCUCUGGUGGUCAGUGAUUCUGCUGAAGGUGUUGAGAAAACUAAGGAAGCCAUCAAAGUGCUGAAGAAGAUUGGUGCUUUUCCCGACGCCGACAAGGCAAAGGACAGCCAUGCAAUCCGUCCUGGUAAGGGUAAAAUGAGAAAUCGCCGAUACAUUUCUCGCAAGGGUCCUCUGAUUGUGUAUGGAACUGAGGGAGCAAAGGCUGUGAAAGCUUUCAGAAAUAUUCCUGGAGUUGAGAUCGCGAAUGUGGAGAGAUUGAACCUUCUUAAAUUGGCUCCUGGUGGUCAUCUUGGGAGGUUUGUUAUUUGGACCAAGUCUGCUUUUGAGAAGCUGGAUUCGAUUUAUGGAUCGUUCGACAAGCCAUCUGAGAAGAAGAAAAGGUACUUUCUUCCUAGAGCUAAGAUGGUUAAUUCUGAUUUGGCGAGGAUCAUCAACUCCGAUGAGAUUCAGUCCGUCGUGAGGCCCAUCAAGAAAGAAAUUAAGCGGGCCCCACUCAAGAAGAACCCGCUUAAGAAUCUCAAUGCUAUGUUGAAACUGAAUCCAUAUGCUAAAACUGCCAAGAGGAUGUCACUUCUGGCUGAAGCGCAGCGUGUGCAAGCAAAGAAAGAGAAGCUUGAUAAGAAGAGGAAGUCUGUCUCUAAGGAGGCGGCUUCUGCUAUAAAGGCUGCUGGAAAAGCAUGGUAUCAAACGAUGGUGUCUGAUUCUGGUUACACGGAAUUUGAGAACUUCUCUAAGUGGUUGGGUGUUUCCCAGUGAAGUAAAUCACAAAGAUUUUGUCUUUUGUUUCGAUUCUAUUGCAUCUCGUUUGCAUUUUUUUUGACAUAUCGAUCAUAGCCCAUAGGUGGGAGGAAAGCUAGCUAGACGACGGAGAUCAUAGAUUUUUUGUGCCUUUUAUCUCCCACCACAACCUAACUGGCCUUUACUGGUUAGUUGAGAGAGAUUUUAUAAUUAGGAUUGCAUUUGAAUACUUUGUGAUCCCAGUUGUCGCCAUACCGCAUUUGAAGUCAGACCAUAUGAAAUUUUCUCUGUUGAGUGAUAUCAUCACCCAUUUUCUUUUUCCCAUCAGCAGUAUAUCAUCAAAGUAUAUAUACCACAAGCCAAUUUUCUCCUGUUACUUUGAUAUUUAUUUGUCCUCAAUUUUGUAUUUGCCUAGCAAUCUGCACUUUAGAAUUAUCCUAGUUCAGAUGUUGAGAACUGCUGCACUGAAAGUUGGGUAAUCACUCAUGAAGACAUCCUAAGCGUAGGGGAGAUUUGUUAUUCUGCAUUUUUGCACUUUUUCGUUCUCUUUUUGGGUAAAAUUGCCUAUAUGGACUAAAUGAUAAUCAUAUUCCUCCCUGAGGAUCUCUGCAUUAUAAUUCAAUUUCUCAA
Messenger RNA from Prosopis cineraria, 2067 nucleotides. Its product is annotated as 60S ribosomal protein L4. Bases 238 to 1455 code for a protein of 405 amino acids. Gene Ontology annotation, molecular function: structural constituent of ribosome; RNA binding. Lineage: Eukaryota; Viridiplantae; Streptophyta; Magnoliopsida; Fabales; Fabaceae. Gene Ontology annotation, biological process: translation. The record is from RefSeq and is a predicted model, not a curated record. Gene Ontology annotation, cellular component: cytosolic large ribosomal subunit; ribosome. The transcript has 2 exons.